Molecule: messenger RNA, 795 nt
Organism: Labeo rohita (rohu)
Lineage: Eukaryota; Metazoa; Chordata; Actinopteri; Cypriniformes; Cyprinidae
Gene: pcbd1
Product: pterin-4 alpha-carbinolamine dehydratase/dimerization cofactor of hepatocyte nuclear factor 1 alpha
Exons: 4
Coding region: 105-413 (102 amino acids)
Biological process (GO): tetrahydrobiopterin biosynthetic process
Molecular function (GO): 4-alpha-hydroxytetrahydrobiopterin dehydratase activity
Source: RefSeq, a predicted model, not a curated record
UCGCUUCACCGUAGUAGGAUUCGUAAAAUCGCGCUUUGGACGCAGGUUGAAAUCCAGCUGCUUGCACGAGACCAUAGACGCGCUACACGCAGUGCAACCAAAACAUGGCUGGGAAGAUCCAGACUCUUACUAUGGAGGAGAGGGAGCACCUUCUGCCCAUGAUGAGGAACGCUCAGUGGGUGGAGGUGGUGGGGAGGGAUGCAAUUUACAAAGAGUUCAACUUCAAAGACUUUAACCAGGCUUUUGGGUUCAUGUCCAGGGUAGCACUACAAGCUGAGAAGAUGGAUCAUCACCCUGAAUGGUUUAAUGUGUAUAAUAAGGUUCAGAUCACCCUCAGUACUCAUGAAUGUGGAGGACUUUCACAGCGUGACAUCACCCUUGCAACCUUUAUAGAUCAGGCCUCUGUCCUCUGAGUGGACCCUCUCACUUGACAUCCUGUCAGUCCACCUCUGUAGCCUGUAAAACUGGACCAAAAAUAUUGUGCAACUUCAUUUACCACAGUUAUCACCAUAUCGGUUUUGACUGUGUGUAGUCUGCCUGUUACACCUAAUCUUUUCCCAAUAAGUAUUAACAGUCAGGAGAAAUUUCAUCUAAAUACAUCAUUUUACAUUAACAUAAAUGUACUACAGGUCAGAGACGAGAAUUGCUAGCACACUGAAGAGACCGGUCAAGCACUAUUACCUGUGUUACUGUGGCUUAAAGUCAAUAUAUAGUGCCUUUAUUUUCAUUUGAUGUGAUCCAGCGAUGACAUGGUUAGUGCCUCAGUGAAUUGUAUUAAACUGAAUAUUUGCUUUA